Messenger RNA from Loxodonta africana (African savanna elephant), 33451 nucleotides. RefSeq names its product lysine demethylase 4C (gene KDM4C). The record is from RefSeq and is a predicted model, not a curated record. Lineage: Eukaryota; Metazoa; Chordata; Mammalia; Proboscidea; Elephantidae. The transcript has 18 exons. Gene Ontology annotation, biological process: chromatin remodeling; regulation of gene expression. Bases 128 to 2563 code for a protein of 811 amino acids. Gene Ontology annotation, cellular component: chromatin; nucleus. Gene Ontology annotation, molecular function: histone H3K9 demethylase activity.
AGUGCGGAACAAGUCUCCCAAAUUUCCCAAAUCUCCUGGGGCCAGAGGCCACCGUCUUCCUUCUUGUCCUCCUCCACUGGACCGCGCCCGCGUCCCUGCCCACGCGCCAGAGACCGCCCCAGCCAUCAUGGACGUGGCCGAGGCGGACAGCCCUCCCAAUCCUGGCUGUAAGAUCAUGACCUUCAGACCCUCCAUGGAGGAGUUCAGGGACUUCAACAAAUGUCUCGCAUACAUGGAGUCUAAAGGAGCUCACCGAGCAGGCCUUGCGAAGGUGAUUCCCCCUAAGGAGUGGAAACCGAGGCAGUGCUAUGAUGACAUUGACGAUUUGCUGAUCCCAGCACCGAUCCAGCAGAUAGUGACAGGGCAGUCAGGACUCUUCACUCAGUACAACAUCCAGAAGAAGGCCAUGACCGUGAAGGAGUUCAGACAGCUGGCCAACAGUGGCAAAUACUGUACUCCAAGGUACUUGGAUUACGAAGAUUUGGAGCGCAAGUACUGGAAGAACUUAACUUUCGUGGCACCUAUCUAUGGCGCAGAUAUUAAUGGAAGCAUAUAUGAUGAGGGUGUGGAUGAAUGGAACAUAGCUCGCCUAAAUACAGUCUUGGAUGUGGUUGAGGAAGAGUGCGGUAUUUCAAUUGAGGGUGUGAAUACCCCUUACCUCUAUUUUGGCAUGUGGAAAACCACCUUCGCGUGGCACACCGAGGACAUGGACCUCUACAGCAUUAACUAUCUCCACUUUGGAGAGCCCAAGUCUUGGUAUGCUAUACCUCCGGAGCAUGGAAAACGGCUUGAAAGACUAGCUCAAGGUUUUUUCCCAAGCAGCUCACAAGGGUGUGAGGCAUUUCUCCGCCACAAGAUGACACUGAUCUCCCCCUCUGUGCUGAAGAAGUACGGCAUCCCCUUCGAUAAGAUCACCCAAGAAGCAGGAGAAUUUAUGAUCACUUUCCCGUAUGGGUACCAUGCUGGUUUUAAUCACGGUUUCAACUGUGCAGAAUCAACAAAUUUUGCCACUGUCAGAUGGAUUGACUAUGGAAAAGUGGCUAAAUUGUGCACCUGCAGGAAAGACAUGGUGAAGAUUUCAAUGGACAUCUUUGUGAAGAAAUUUCAGCCAGACAGAUACCAGCUUUGGAAGCAAGGAAAGGAUAUCUACACCAUCGAUCACACAAAGCCUACUCCGGGAUCCACCCCUGAAGUCAAGGCAUGGCUGCAGAGGAGAAGGAAAGUCAGAAAAGCAUCCAAGAGCUUCCAGCGCACUAGGUCUCACCCUAAAAGACCUAAAACGGAGGAGGAUGAGGAAGCGUCAGCCAUAGUUGAUGGGGAUGAGUUCCCCACCCCUGACCCAGCCACAGACCAGCUCCAGGUCAGUGAAAAGCCGGAAGCAGUGGUGAAGCUGGAGAACGUUGCAGCAGCUUCCAGGGAGACCUUUGCUGACAGAAUGCAGCCGGAUGAGAGCUUGUUGCAUGAUAUCAACCUCUCAGGGAACAUCUGCUCAAGCACAUCUAUAACAGAGGGGAUAACAGCUGAGGAGGACAAGGCCUGCACCUCGGUGGCACCUUCCAACCCCGAGGAGGCUGAUAAUGCCGUAACAUUAUCAAGUGGCUGUGGGACGUCCGAGGAAGCAGACCCUGCCAAGCUUUCAUGGCCAAAGUCGCCUGAGUCGUGCUCCUCAGCGGCAGAGACUAAUGGUGUGUGGACAGAGGGAGAGGAGAGUGACCUGGAGAGCCGCGGGAGUGGCCUGGAACCCGGGGAAGUCCCAGCGGUUCCCAGUGGAGAGAGAAAUGGCUUCAAAGUCCCCCAUAGACUAGAAGGAGAGACCAAAACUGCCAAGAGUUGGCGCCAUCCACUUAGUAAGCCUCCAGCGAGAUCCCCGAUGACACUCGUGAAACAACAGGCAGCAAGUGACGAAGAGUUGCCUGAGGUGCCCUCAACUGAGGAAGAAGUGGAAGAAACAGAGUCUUGGGCAAAGCCUCUGGUCCACAUUUGGCAGACAAAGCCCCCAAACUUUGUGGCUGAGCAAGAAUACAAUGCAGCCGUAGCCAAAAUGGCACCACACUGCGCUAUCUGUACUCUACUCAUGCCCUACUACAAGCCAGACAGCAGCAAUGAAGAAAAUGAUUCUAGAUGGGAGACAAAAGUAGAUGAAGUGAUUACUUCAGGAGAAAAGACUAAGCCACUCAUUCCUGAGAUGUGUUUUAUUUAUAGCGAGGAAAAUAUAGAAUAUUCUCCACCCAAUGCCUUCCUUGAAGAGGAUGGAACAAGCCUUCUGAUUUCCUGUGCAAAGUGCUACGUACGGGUUCAUGCAAGUUGUUACGGCAUCCCUUCUCGUGAGGUCUGUGAUGGAUGGCUGUGUGCCCGGUGCACAAGAAAUGCGUGGACAGCUGAAUGCUGUCUCUGCAAUUUGAGAGGAGGUGCCCUUAAGCAGACUAAGAACAACAAGUGGGCUCAUGUCAUGUGCGCUGUCGCGGUCCCAGAAGUUCGAUUCACUAAUGUCCCAGAAAGGACACAGAUAGAUGUAGGCAGAAUCCCUUUACAGAGGCUAAAAUUGUUCUGUGUGCUGCUGUGAUGCUGGAAGCUAUGCCACCAGCAUUUCAAAUUCCAGAAGGGUCACCCAUGGUGGACAGGUUCCAGUGGUGCUUCCAGACUAAGACAAACUAGGAGGAAAGGUCUGGUGAUCUACUUCUGAAAAUUAGCCAGUGAAAACCUUACAGAUCACAAUAGAACGUUGUCCCACAUGCUUGCUUUGGACGCGCCAUCAGGAGGGAUCAUUUGCUGGAGGAGGACGUCAUGUUUGGUGAAGCAGAGGGUCAGCAAGGGUAAGGGAGACCCUCGGUGAGAUGGAUUGGCAGAGUAGCCACAGUGAUGGACUUGAACGUGAUGGCAAUUGUGAGGAUGAUGCAGGACCAGUCAACACUUUGUUCUGUUGUACAUGAGGUUGCUAUGAGUUAGUGUUAACUUGAUAACAGCAGCUACUUGUCUGUCUGCCUGUCUCUACCUCUGUGUCUGCCUGCCUAUCCAUCUCUCUAUCAACUAUUUGACAACUUAGAUGAAAUGGAAACAAAGCACCAAAGAAACAAAACAUCAAAGACCACCCAAGAAAAAAAUACAUAGUUCUAUAUCUAACAAUAAAAUUGAAUUUGUAAUUAAAAUCUCCUACAAAUAAAACUCCAGGCCCACAUGGCUUCAUUGGCAUACUCUUCUAAACGUUAUAGGAAGAAAUUAUAAUAAUUUUACUCAAAUUCUCCCAAUAAAUAGAAGUAGAGAGAAUAUUUCCCACCCCGUUGUAUGUGGCUAAUAUUACCCUGAUACCCGAACCCGGCAAACAUGCUACAAGAGUGGAAAAAUAGAGACCAGUACACCUCAUGAGUAUAGAUGCAAAAAUUCUCAAUGAAAUAUUAGCAAACAGAAUCGGCAGUAUAUUAAAAAGACUUAAGACAUGUUAUCCUGGAAAUAAAAGGCUGUUUCAGUUUUUGAAAUCAAUCAAUAUAAUUCACCAUAUCAACAGACUAAAGAAAAAUCAUAUAGUAAAAGCAUUUAACAAAAUUCAGCAUCUGUUCCUGAUAGACACUCACAGCAAAGUAGGAAUAGAAGGGAACUCUCUUAACCUGGUAAAGGGCUUCUAAAAAAAGCUACAACUGAAAUCAUACUUCAUGUUGACACACUGAAGGAGUCCUGGCGGCACAGUGGUUAAAAGCACUUGGCUGCUAACUGAAAGGUUGUCGUUUCGAAACCAUCAGCUACUUUGUGGGAGAAAUCCACUUCCAUAAAGCUUUUAUACUCUGCCAUAGGGUUGCUGUGAGUCAGAAUCGACUCAAUGGCAAUGGGUUAAAUUAUAUUGCAACUAAAAAGUUAAAGUAUAAAACCCUAGUUCAGAUCCUCCAGGCGCUCCUUGGAAACUCCAUGGGGCAGUUCUACUCUGUCCUGUAGGGCCGCUAUGAGUUGAAAUCGACUUGACGGCAGUGGGUUUGGUUUGAUUUUGGUUUAGAUUGACUAUGGAAAGGACUAAUGAUACUAAUGAUGGCUCAGAGGCCUGAGGAAAAAGAAAAAGUGAACAAUAGAAGCAGAAGUGAGAGGAAAGAACAUGCUGGCAGGAGGAAGGGAAAUGCUUUGGGAAGUGAGAGCUGGAGCCCAGCCUGCCCACAUCCCACCUCAUGCUCCCUGUUCACUCUCGAUGGGAACAGACUGGUCUUUGGAAGGUGGACUCUCCCACUCCGAAGGCUUUUGGUACAGAGCUUCCUCUAUUCAGGAAGAGGCCUUUACACCUGCUCAGAGAGUUCUGAUCUAAGGUAGCUGUUUCCAUAGCUGCUAUCUUCUUGUCAAAACCACUGUUAAGAAAGCUCCUAGUUAUUUAGUGUGUACUGCUCUCUCCUCGUGACCUCAUUGAGGACUAAGUGAGAUACAUGUGAUAUCAGCACCAUGGCUGGCAGUGAGCUUUCAGCAGUUUGUCGUGAAAAUCAUGAGGCGAUGACAAGAAAUCUGAGGUCUUAUGAGGUUGCAUUAUAUAGUUAGUCAUCCACAGAGCUGUGGCAAACCUGUUCUUUUGACCCGCAUCCCAUGGUCUUUCCUGCUAGGCUAUCUUCAGCUUUGAGUCAGGUAGCUCCCUGAUCUUUUCAGAGACCGAAAACAAACAGAUAGAAAAGUUAGGUGGUGUCCGUAUUUCCCAUGCACACGAUUGUCUCGAUUCAGGUGCACUGCAUGUUUUUUGUUUUUUGUCUUUUGUUUGUUUGUUUGUUUUCUUUUAAAUGUGCAGUAGAACAAAAAGAUGGUAUCUGCGUUAUUUAGAUCCUUAAGCGAUUUAGGUUCUAAGAGAAUGGGGGAAGCGUUCUUAAAUUUGAAAAUAUUCUUGCCUGGUGUCGCGAGCCUUGUAGGGCCUGUCAGAGCCUAGCUUGCUCUCAUCUGUGUCAGGCCUGUUGGAGGCUUUCACAAACAGCUGGUGUGUCAGAGACAGCUAAAAGCCUCAGUGAGGUGCACAGAGAUGCACAAAUCUAUCUAAAUAAACUCCACCAGUAGCUGGCAUCUCCAAACUCCAACUCAUGGCGAGCCCGGCACAUGGGCUUUGUUAACCAGAAACAACAUUUUCACACUGACAGCUUCAGAAAGACACUUCUAGACAGGAAUUUGCUAUCCAAAGAAUUGCAAACCAGUCCUGCCCUCAGAGGACGAGAGUACGUCUCACUUUAGAGAAGGAUGCCAUUGUGGGUUUGCACAAACAAUGAAGGCUCGCAGGGAAAACCCCAGUUUCCUAGGGUCUGAAGAGCUGCAUGGUUCCCAGCCCCCUGCCUUGUUUGUGAUGCUGUUUCCCGCCCUGGAGGGAUAGCGGCAUCGUCUUUAGAUGGAGACACAACAGUCUAAGCUCCCACUCGAGCCAACCUAGGGACCUUUCCUAAAUGACAUGUCACUUGUCAUUUUCCUCUGGAUCCUUAGGACUUUAUGUCCACUUAUUUUAAGCUGUGUUUGUUGACCUAACAUGGGGGUAACACUGCUUCUUUGGCUAAUGUUUUUUCCUUGUUCUGGAGCCCUUCUUUCCCGUUGUGAUUGAGUCCGGCAUUUGCCUCAGAAGUCACAGUUACAGCCUCAAAAGUCACAAUUGCAGUCCAGAUCCUUCCAGGGUGUACAGCAUUAAUGACUUGGGUACAUCCUGCGGCCCUCUCCUACCUAGGAGCCAUUUUGAUGACGGCUCAGGAACCGAGCUGUUGAUACGCGGCAGGUCCUGAGCCCAGAGGCUUGCCUGCUGGGGAAUCCCCUUCGUAUCUCAGCCUGAAUCCUGCUUUUCCGCAGCACAUCAAAGCAACGGAACGUAUUCUGAAUUUAGGUGAAACUGUCACUCAUUCAACAAAGUUCUAUCUGGGCGAUACACGUUUUUGAAAACAGAUGUGGAAGCCAGGAGGACAGCUGUUGAAAAUGGACCUGUUGUUGAAGCAUGUGUUGUCACACAGGUUGUUAGCCUGCAGUCUGGUGAACUGAAGGUGCUGUUGGAAUGGCUCUUGGAUCGGUCUUUGUAGUUUGAUUUGCAUUGCUUUGAUGGUAAUUAAAUAUCUCCACCCCAUCCCCUGAAAACUAAAUAUGAAGUAGAGUAGCUUACUGUUCAACAGGGAUUAGUAAGACAUGCUGUUGUGUCCGUGUUGAAUUGUUCUUUUUCCUUGGGUGCUGUAUGCCAGGCAUUAUCCAGAUACUCCUCCAACAACUCCUUGAGGUUGGUUCGUUAUUCCCAUUUUACACCUGAUAAAACAUACCACAGAUUGCCAAAAGAACUGAACAAAUCUGUCUUGGAAGAAGUACGACCAGAAUGCUCCUUAGAAGCAAGAAUGGGAGGACUACAUCUCAUAUACUUCGGACAUGUUGUCAGGAGCGAUCAGUCCCUGGAGAAGGACACCAUGCUUGGCAAAGUAGAGGGUCAACGAAAGAGAGGAUGACCUUCAACAAGAUGGAUUGACACGGUGGCUGCAACAGUGGGCUUAAGCACAACAGUGGUUAUGGGCACAGCACAGGACCGGCUAGUGUUUCAUUCUGUUGUACAUAGGGUCGCUAGGAGUUGGAACUGACUCAAUGGCACCUAACAACAACAACAACAAAAGAGGCUGAGCUGAAUUUAGUUAUUGGAGCUCACACAGCUGCUGAGCAGGGGAACCUACCUUCCCCUCAACCACUUUGCUGCCUGUUCAACCUCUGGAGUGUGGCAGAGUCGAGGAAGCAGGGCUCUGUGGCUCACAGGAGUACCUGUACAGCACACCUGGUCCUCAGCAGAGUGAGAGCUUCGUCCAUGAAGGCAAAACACCAGUAGUCCAGGCUCCCUGCUUGACAAUCCAGCCUCCCUAGUGGGAAAGGCAUUGUACGUAUUAUUAUUAACACAUUCACUGCUAACUGAAAGGUUAGAGAUUCCUUCCAGUCCACCCAGAGGUACCUUGGAAGAAAGGCCUGGCUGUCUACGUCCAAAUAAUCAGCCAUUGAAAACCUAUGGAGCACAGUUUUACUCGGACACACAUGGGAUUGCCAUGAGUUGGAACUAACUCUAUGGCAAUUUUUUUUUUUUUUUUUUUUAAUUCUUUAUCUUGGUCAAACACAACCUUGAGCCAUGGAAGGAAGCGCAUGGCCACACUCUCACAUCAGGUUUCUCAGAUCCCUAGACCAGGAUACUCGGGCUGGGCUCAGAAAUUGCCAGUUUCUGCACGUGAGUAUCUUGGGCAGGUUAAAGGAAAGGCUCUUCCAAAUGUCUCUUCAAUUCAUGUCAUUAAUAAGUCUCCAUAAAUAGAAGGUUGAUGAGAAAAAAUUAAAAAUUACACAUCCAGAGUCGUCCUGGUUAUUUUUUAAAUAUGCUUAUACAUGGAGAAAAGGCUUAAAAAAAGUAUGCACAGGUGGCUGCCCCUGGAUGGCAGAGCCUCAGGUGAUUUAAAAAAUCACUUUAUAUGUGCAGCGUGUACUUCGCAGCUUUUCUACAUGAAGCUGGAAUUAUUUGUAAAAUCAAAAGAAAAAAGUACAAAAUUGGGCAAAAUACCAUUUAAACACUUAGGUCUUUUAUACGACUUUUGGUCUAGUGACCCAGGUAGGAGGGACACCCCCAAAACCAAACCCAUUGCUGUCUAGUCGAUUCCGACUCAUAGUGAACCUGUGGGACAGAGUAGAGCUGCCCCCAUAGGGUUUCCAAGGAGUUCUGGUGAAUUUGAACUACCAACCUUUUGGUUAGCAGCCUUGGAGCUUAACCGCUACACCACCAGGGUUUCUAGGAGGACAGGGGACACUUAAUAGAGUGUCAGUGGAUUUCCUACUUUUGACUUCAACACAAACUCCCCUCCCUACCGCUCCUCGCCCCUCCCCAUUGCCCCCUCCCCUCCCCUCCCCUCCCUGUCCCCUGCCCUUCCCCUCCUCUCCCUUCACCUUUUUUCCAGACCCUCAGCUUUCCUUUGUACUUUUUCCUAAAACUGAUAUGUGUGAGAAAAGCCUUGAAGGAGACUCCUGGUCCUCCUCUCCCACUACCCCUUUUGCUUUGCAGAAUAAACAUAUUACUCUCAGGUAGACAAACAGGGACCGGUUCUGAGGAGAAGUCUUAAAGGAACAAAGCAAAGGCAAGGACAGGUUAUGUAAUAAGCGCUGAAAAGGGUAGCGUGUUAUUUUAUCCAGGCCAUCAAUUUGUUGCAAAAGUUGUGUGCCUUAUCUAUUACCUGCUCUCUGAAAUGCACAGUCUCUUCGUCUUCCUGAGGCCACAGCUAGUCCACAUCGCCCAGUCUCCUCUGUAGGGAGGAGCUCUCGCCAGAGCCACAGGAGCACCGUUUCAGCCUGGCUGCAGGCGCUUUCCUCCUUGCUGUUUGCUAGGGUGGAGAUGACCUGGAGAGAGACUCCGGAAACCGGAUCUUGAGAGGGCAGCACUUGUGUCGGCCUGGGUCCCUGGCUGAAUGUGCAGGGGUCCAACCAUUGUAAACUCAGCCAGCCUGGUGCUGGUGUGCAAGAAAUCAAUUUCUGUUGUGUUUAGACUGUUAUAUUGUUGGGGCUGUUUUUUACUGUAAUCCACUGUUAAUUAUUUCUCUUUGAAUUAGAACUCAGAAGUGAGAUGCUUGAUAUGAGGGUGCAUAUUAAUACAUUUUUUUGACUUGGAAAAUGAAGUUAGACUUUUUUUCUGAUAGGAAAUGAAAGUUUUGGCAGAUUGGCUUGGUAAUGAGGGCUUCCUACAUCUGUUGGGUUACAUAUAUGGCAUUUAUUUCCCAUAAAAUUAAAUAGGGCUAAAUCUGCAGUCCCCAAACCGUAAACCAAACCCGUUGCCAUUGAGUCGAUUCUGACUCAUAGCAGCCCUGUAGUCUGAAGGUUUGACAAAAACGUAGUUAUAGCUCACGUGUAAUUAUAUCCCGGAGUUCUGUGCUGGAAAUAAUAUCCUUUACAUCUAUUUACACUUAAGUUUAAAGAACAAAACAAGAGUCAGCUUUGCAAUAUGCAAGGAGGGAUGCGUUGUUGUUGUCGUUAGUUGCCGUUAAGUUGAUUUUGACUCAUGGUGACCCCGUAUGUGCAGAGGAGAACUGCUCCGUAGGGUUUACUUGGCCGUAAUCUUUACAGAAGCAGGUCUCUAGACCUUUUCUUUUGUGGAAUCGCUGGGUGGGUUCGAACCACCCACCUUUAGGUUAGUAGUUGAGAGCAAACCAUUGGUGCCACCCAGAGGCCUUAUGUAUGUUUUAUUGCUAAACAGCCCUGGGGGUUGUUGUUGUUGAGAAUAUAUACAGCAAAAACAUACACCAAUUCAAUUUUCUACACGUACAGUUCAGUGACAUUGAUUACAUUCUUCGAGUUGGGCAACCAUUCUUACCCUCUUGGCCAUAAUCUUUUUUUUUUUUUUUUUAAAUUGUGCUUUAGAUGAAGGUUUACAGAGCAAACUAGAUUCCCGUUAAACAGUUAAUACACAUAUUGUUCUGUGGCGUUGGUUGCCGGCCCCACAACACGUCAACACUCCUUUCUCAGCCUUGGCUUCCCUAUUACUAGCUUUCCUGUCCCCUCCUGCCUUCUUGUCCUUGCCCCAGGGCUGGUGUGCCUAUUUAGUCUCGUUUUGUUUUAUGGGCCUGUCUAAUCUUUGCCUGAAGGCUGAACCUCAGGAGUGACUUCAUUACUGAGCCAAAAGCGUGUCUGGGGGCCAUACUCUUGGGGUUUCUUCAGCCUCUGUCAGACCAGUAAGUCUGGUCUUUUUUUUUGUUUUUUUGAGUUAGAAUUUUGUUCUACAUUUUUCUCCAGCUCUGUCCGGGACCCUCUAUUGUGAUCCCUGUCAGAGCAGUCAGUGGUGGUGGCUGGGUACCAUCUAGUUGUGCUGACUCAUCCUGGUGGAGGCUGUGGUAGAUGUGGUCCAUUAGUCUUUUGGACUAAUUUUUCCCUUGUGUGUUUGGUUUUCUUCAUUCUCCCUUGCUCCAGAUGGGUGACACCAGUGGAGUACCUUAGAUGGCUGCUCACAAGCUUUUAAGACCCCAGACACUACUCAACCAAAGUAGAACACUUUCUUUAUAAACUCUGUUAUGCCAGUUGAGCUAGAUGCUCCCCGAGUUGACUGUAACCUUACUGGAAGCAGAUUGCCAGGACUUUUCUUCUGUGGUACCUCUAGGUGGGUUUGAACUGCCAACUUUUAGGUUAGGAGUCAAGUGCAAACCAUUUGUGCCACCUAGGGAAUUAAGGAGGGAUUUAGUUUUCCAAGGAGCCCUGGUGGUGCAGUGGUUAAGAGUUUGGCUGCUAACCUAACCAUAAGGUCGGCAGCUUGAAUCCACCAGCUGCUCCUUGGAAACCCUGUGGGGCAGUUCUACUCUGUCCUGUAGGGUCGCUAUGAGUUGGAAUCGACUUGACGGCAACAGGUUUGGUUUUUUUUUUUUUUUUUUCAGUUUUCCAAAUUUCUUUUAGAGGGAUUUGUCAGCAAAAGCUAGUGUGAAAAAGAGGACCAUUAGCAAGCAGGUAGUUUGAAAGCACCAUGGCUGACCUGAUUAAUAAACAGGCAGUUAGUUGUUCAGUUGUGUAAAUGUGCUAACUGUUGGGCAAACCUCAGGCAAAUGACAGAAAUGAAUGCUGUAGCUCCAGCAACUUCUGCUGCUGUAACUCUUCCAAAUUACUCUGUUAAAAUAUUUGUAGCUUCUCAUCAGGCAGGUGAAUGGAAAGGUAAAUAAGUGAUCUUCCUGCAAGAAAAGUGUACGCAGAGGGGGAUUACUUCACUUAGUGCUGCCAGCAAAGCCAAGAUUUUAUUGUUCCGUCUCCUUUCCUGAAUCUGUUUUAUGUGCCGAGGAGACACCCAGCUCUGGGGUGAACUUUGGGACCAGAGCCAAGUGUGUGUAGGAAAGAAGAUGAAGACUAGGCAGGUAACUAAAGUGCCAAGGGAAUGACUUAGCCGCACAGAAUUCAAUUUCCUAAGUUUACGAUCAGUCUCUGGGGAAGGACAUCAUGCUUGGCAGAGUACAGGGUCAGCGGAGAAGAGGAAGACCCUCAACGAGGUGGAUUGACACAGUGGCUGCAACAAUGGGCUCAAGCAUAACAAUGAUUGUAAGGAUGGCUCAGGACCGGGCAGUGUUUUGUUCUGUUGUGCAUAGGGUCACUAUGAGUCAGAACCGACUCGAUGGCACCUAACAACAACAGCAAUGAUUUGGCAAGCUGGCACCCACAGGGCUUGAAAUAACUUUAGGGAAACAUCCCUUCCUGUGUCCAUACAGCACCCCAGACUCACUGCAAAAGAGGAGCAGCUGAGGAAGCCUGUGCUCUGGUCUUCCCUGUAAUAAGAGGAGAUUGUGAGCUCUCACAGGCGGUGCUACCCCAUUGACAAAAAAUGCCUCCAGGAGUGUGUCUUUGGCUUUCAUCCACUCUGAAGAUAUUGGCAACCACAAAUGCCAGCAUCACACCUGGCAUUUCUAUUGAAAAACACUGAAGACCCCCAUGGUCCGAGACUGCAGGGGUGACAGGGUGAGCUGGGAGUCGAACACCUGCACUGCUUGAGAAAUAUGCAGACAGACCUACUUGUAUUGAUGGAAGGAAUCCUUUGGGUUUCCAAAAUUUGUACCACCUGUGCCUGAGGCCUUGGAGAUGAGUUCGGAGGGGCAAACAGUGACAGAUAGACCAGGCGCUAGCAAGGAAAGGUGUAUGUAACCUCCGAAACUCAAGGGGCAGGGUGAACAUCCUCGGUUCCUGGCACUCCUUUAGAAAUUAUGCCGUAGCGGGAACCUGGAGAACUAGUUGUUGGCUGGAAGGUAUUUUGGUGGAUGACGUUUAGACAUCAGGUGGCUUCUGCUUGGCCUGGGCCCUGGUCCCCGUGAAAGGCACCAUGGUGCCCCUGAGAAGAGAGCCAUUGAGCAAAUGUCCCCAAAGGCUCCUCCCUGUAGGAUCUCACAUUCUCCCUGGGCAGAGGCUGUGAGCUCGCAGGUCACCUGAGUCCACACACUGGAAAGGUUUAAAUGAUGAAUGAGCCCCCGUCCUAGCCCACUGGAUGUCACAGAUGGAUGCAGGCCAGUGUUUUCCUUAGGUGAGUGGGCCACGUACAGCCUCUACUCAGCUCUGCUGUUGCAGGGAAAAGUAGCCAUAGACAGUGUGCAAAGGAAUGCAUGCAGCUGUGUUGUAAUAAAACUUUAUUUAGGGAUGCCAAAAAAAAAAAAAAUUCCAGUAGGAGUAUUGUGUGCUUGAGCAGAGCACACCUGAGUUUCAUUUCAGGAUCUUGUGCAGGUGGAUCGAGGAGGGUUAUGAUGAUUGCCCAGUCAGGCAUUGGCCCUGACACUGUGGUCAAGAUAAGACACUCCACUGCUUUCAAGUUGAUUCUGACUCAUAGUGACCCUACAGGACAGAGUAGAACUGCCCAAUAGGGUUUCCAAGGCUGUAAUCUUUAGGGCAGCAGAGCAGCUGGUGGGUUUGAACUGGUGACCUUUCAGUUUGCAGCCGAGCACUUAACCACUGCAUCACCAGGGCUUCUUAGAUAAGAUACUUCUUGUUGUUAGGUGCUUUUGAGUCGGUUCCAACUCAUACCGACCCUAUAGAAUGGCCCCACAGGAUUUCCAAGGAGUGGCUGGUGGAUUUGAACUGUCAACUAUUGGUUAGCAGCCCAGCGCUUAACCAUUGCACCACCGGGGCUCCAGAUAAGACACUACGGGCAGAGAAAUGCCUUUAAGAGUGACUCGCACAAACCUUCAGUGGGUCUUCAGAGCCUUUUAGUUAGAUCUACUCUGUGGGAGUGACAAAGAAGGAUUAGGACUUCUCAUGUAGCCCCAUGUCAGACCCAGAACUCUGCGGCUUCCUGCCCAAGAGUCCCAGAUGUCUGAGGCCUGCGGGCCCUUCCUGUCUGAGGAGAGCCGGCUGUGCUGACUUGACACUUCCUCUCAUGCUCAGCUUACGAUCUCACACUGCUUUGCGCCACAGCCUCCAGGGCAGAAGGAUCUCCAGGGAAUAAAGAACGAAACUAGCAAUUUUUUUGUUGAACAUUUGCAGGAGCAAAAUGGAGAGCUGAGUGAAGGAACUGAUGUCUCUUGCUCAGUAGAAGGAAUGGUCAGGUUAAAUGCAAUAAAAGGAAAUUGUCAGAUUUAGAAGGAAUGAUAAAAUACAGCACCACACAUUAAGGGCUUUUUCUUUCUUUAAUAUUAAUGUUGCCAGCCAUUACAUGGGGUUGAAUCUCAAGCAGGGGUGGCCUGCAGUUUCCUCGAAGUCUAUUUUCAUGAAGAAGUGCUGGAUGUUUAAUUAUUUAUCAAAGAAGUAGAGUCCUCUUAGUUCAUCAGGCUGCGUGCACCAGCAGUUCUGGAACAUUCCGGCUCCCGUUCGGACUUAAUGUUGUGUAUGUGUGUAUUUAUAUGAAAUGUGUAUAUGCCUGUGUGGAUGCCUGUGUGUGUCCAUGUGUGUAUCCAUGUGUGUAUAUAAAACACACACGUGUGUAUGUAUGUAUGUGGGAAAGUGUUGGUGAUAUUUGCCCUGGCAAUGUCUUCCUUUAGCACAAGAGCACCAGAAAAUCUAGAUGAAUGCCAAGAGGAGUCUUGUCCCAGGUCUGCGGCUGGCUCUGAAACUCUAGGCAAGGAAUUUAACCUCUAGGUGUCUAAUAUUUGCUACCUGUGAAAUGCGGUAAUCAUAGUUAGGAUUCGUGUACACAGGAAUCAUGAAGUGUUAUGUAUAAUGUACCUUAGGUUACACAGAAGGUAAGUUCUUUAUGUGACAAAGUGGUGUCACUUAAACUAAAAUUGUCGGACAGAGUGUGUUCUUUCCCUAUCAGUCCCCUCUUUAGAGUCCCCGUCUCUGAAAGGUGAGAUUCUUUCCACUGUGAGAAUUUGGGUGGAAGUCCUCAACAAGGAGUUUUUCGGUUGGAAAAAGGUUGAAUGAGUAACGGCAUUAUAUGUAGAGAGGAUGGAAAAGCUAUGGAAAAUUAUAAGAAAGAUUCAGCUGGUAGCCCAUGAUAUGUGGUGGCAAAGAGUCACUCAGAUUGUCGCCUUUAGACAGCUGUGAUCAAGUGCCAAGAGAAGGCCAGGUUCAGGGUGAACAAGUGUGUGCUGCUGUAGAACACUGUGAUGAAAAUAAGGAGGCUGGUGGAGUGAGUUAGUUGCUUUUCACUGUGCUGGGAACGUAGGGAAAGAAAAUGACGAGCUCGUGGCUUCAAAUUAAACGGGAGUGGACAUGACCUGUGUCCCUGCUCAGAAGCUGUAGGAGCCACUCUGUUUCUCCAUCUGCAAGAAUGGCAGGGACAGAUAGCGGCCGCUCCCUCAGCCUGGACCCCAGAUUGCAGGAGACCCGGAGCAGAGUCACAGCCGACAUGGGACAUGAGCAAGAAAGAAACCUGUUUUGUUAGGCACUGCGGUUUGGGAGAUUGUUGUUACUGGGGCAUGAACAACGGUUAUCACCUGCUCUUGGAGAAUGCCCACACAGUGCCCUAUGAUAGGACCCCCUGUGUUCACAGGCUUGUUCUUUGAUACCUCUUCAAAGCAUGGGUCGUUGCAUCGUGGAGGUCUGCUUGAUGAUUCAUAAAGCUGCUACAAUAAAUGAUACCCAGUGCUACUUAAUUAGCUGUGAGACCUUGGUGAAGCUACUGAACUUUGUGCCUCAGUUUCUUCGUCUCUAAAGUGGGAAUAAUACUAGGGACCAUCUCACAGAGUUGUAAGGACCAAAGGAGUUGUAUGUAUAACACCCUCAGAACAGUGUCUGACCAGGUAAAUAUUCAUUGAAUCUUAUCUACAAAUAUUUAAUGAGUGCUAACCACAUUUCAGGUCCUAGACAAUUCCUGGGACUUCAGAAUCCACUUGACAGCACCCAACAACGACAACAACAACAAAAAUGAACAAGAAGAUGUAGGUUCCAGUGUUCUUGUAGCUCAUAGGUUCAGGAGGAGAGAGAAGUUAAAUGAUGAAUUAUAGAGAGAUGGAAUGCCUUGAGAACGUCCAGCAGGGAGCCAAACCUAAUUGAGAGGGUCCAGGAAGUCCCAGAAGAAAUGACACUUAAGCACUAAAGGAUGAGUAGAUGUAGCCAAGGUGAGGGUAGGGACCUGGGGGAUAGCUGUCCAGGUAACGGGUUCCUAUAUUCGAGGACCCUAGGUGGGAAGGAGCUGGGCAUGACAGAGAACAGAAAGAAAAUCAGUGGGUGUGAGGAGCCGAGGGGCGAGUGCAGAAUGGAUGUCCCCAGGGAAUAGUGAGGUGGAAGAGAGUGAGCCUCCCAGGGCGCUCUGGGCCCUCAGCCAGAGUCCUCUGACAGUAGGUAGUCACUUUUCUUCUUCCAGCCUCAGUUUCCUCAUCUCUAACAUAGAUGAUCUCCCUUCAUCCUCUCAGCUCUAGAAUUCUGUGUUCUAGGAUUUUCUUUGCAUUCAUUUCCUUGUUUCAAAGAUCCGACGAGGUUGUGCUAAAGGUUGCUCCUAAUAAGCCCGAAUUGUUUAGUGAGGAUGAAGAGGAACAACAAAAAGAGGGGCGGGGGAGCAUUGGCUCUUUCUGGUCUGUUGGUUAACCUGACUUUCACACUGUAAAGUGCAGGAUCGCGAGGGCCAACCCCAGAGCAGCCCGGGGUCCUAUGGGUGACAUUUAAUUCUGCUAGCAGAUGGCGUCCUAGUGCAGGCUGCUGGAGAAAGGCUGGUGUUGCGAGCUUUGUCACUCCCUCCCCGGCCUGCUCGCAGGAGUGUGCUGCACACUCUUUAUCCUGAGCUCUCUUUAUUUUUCUUUCUGGUGUCUUUUUCUCCUCAGGCUGCAUGUCAGGAUAAUUUUAGCAUUUAUAGAGAACGGUGCUCCCCACUGGGCACCUACAUUAACCCCUCCCGAAGGGAAUGUGCAUGCCCUGGAGGUUUUUCCCCUCUUUUUUCUUUUACUAUUUUUCAUUUAAAAAUGUAUUUUCUAGUACAUUUGAAUCCUGGAGCAAGCAGGAAAGUUUUUUUAAGUGAUCUAAAGAUGGGUGGAUGUCUUUCUAUAUUUUAAAACUCAGCUGGCCCUACCCGUGAAUUUCUGUGGUGGGCUGCACAGGGUUUGAGUUUCGUGUCCCCACACACACCUUGGUCACUGCAGCACACAUACCGGAGUAGCCACUGCUGCCAGCGCGGGGGUGAUUAUCCGCGUGCAUGCUGCGCUUCUCACUGGGGUCCCUGUAGAAAGGUGAGGCUUGGGGGAUAUAGGAGAGUCUGUGUUGGAACAGACUAGCUCUGAGAGAGGUACCCACCCUCACUGUCAGUUCCAGUCCCUCCCUCACCACCCAUCACCCUGCCUGUGGAAAGUAAUACUGCCCUGGGCACCCCCUCCUCAGCCUUUAGUGCUGUGAACUGCUGUCCACUGGCUUUGAUCCCCUUUCUCUGGUGACUGCCACAAAGUCUCUCAGGGGCACAAACCAUUGACACGCUCGGCUGCUAACCUAAAGAUUAGAGGUUUGAGUCCACCCAAGAGGUACCUUGGAAGAAAGUCCUGGAGGAUUAUGGAAGAGUGGUCGAUAAAAAAGUUUCAAGCAUAAAACUCUCUUAUAUUCGAAUAAACUUCUGUGGGGAAGGUGUCAGAGAGGUAAUACAAGCCUGUAAAGAGUAAGGAAUGGUAUAAAGUCUGCUACAAGAAUCCGUUCUCUUAUUUUUCUUUGUUUUUUAAAUGAAUGAUGGAAGUGAAAUCACCAUGGUAGUCACAAACAUGAGAGUCUUAUUAAUAAAUGUCAAUAUUUAGUAUGCAAAUUAUAACUUUUGUAUUUAAACAUAUGAUAAAAAUUUUUUUAUGUCCACUUAAAACUAUGCGCGCACACACACACACACACACACACACAUAUACACACACACACACACACACACCACCCAGUGCCAUAGAGUCGAUUCUGACUCACAGCGACCCUAUAGGACAGGGUAGAACUGCCCCAUAGAGUUUCCAAGGAGUGCCUGGCGGAUUCGAACUGCUGACCCUUCGGUUAGCAGCCGUAGCACUUAACCACUACACCACUAAAACACCACUAGGGUUUCCUAAAAGUAUGCAAGGAGAUACAUCAAAAUUAGUUCCUCAAAAAUUCAGUCUGCUUCUAGUUCCUGAAGGGAGACAGUUUGGGAUACCACAGUGAUUUCCAAAUCUGUCUUUGCAUUAGAUUUUGGGGGUGCUUCUCAAAAAUGCAGAUUCCUGGGCUUCAGUUCAGACCUAUGAAUCAGAAUUUUGAGUUGGGCGGGUGAUAUUUUAACAAGAUUCGCCGGUUCCUGGGUGGUACUGAUGUAGCCAGUCCCAAUCCCAUGCAGGGACCAGGGUUUGAUCUCCUGUGUCCAUUUGUUCUACCUCCAGGCCUGAAGCUCCCACUUCGUCCUGCCGAGAGGGCAAGUACACCCCGGGACAGGCAGUGACAAACCACCACUGUGGAAUUCUUCCCCACUUUGUUCAGCAGGGCAUGGCUGACUCACAGAUGGGUAGGAGCCAUGAAGCCAAAAGUACCUGAUGGUGUGAACCAUGGGCAAGAACCCAGACACCUGAGUCUAUGCUAAGGCCCUUCAUCCUCUCCUUUGGCUGGCUCAUCUUAAAAUGUGGCAUUUUGGGGACUCUCCUUUAAGAACUCCUUGUUCUUCUGUACAGUUCUCAAAACUUGAAUUCAUCAGGAUUGAUAUUGAUCUAAGAAACCCUGCACGGCAGUCUUACUCUGUCCUAUAGGGUCUCUCUGAGUUGAACCAACUCAGGGAUGGCACACAACAACACGAUCUGCCUGGAAUCAGCCAAAAGAGGUACCAUUGAGUUCAAGAUGAUGUGACUUCCAAAAUUUGAAUCUGUUGAAGAUUUGGCAGCUGUCAGUGAUUUCUAGCCACCCUUCUGUGUCUUAUGAUUUUAAGAAAUUCCCUAAGGGUAGGAGAUGUGGCUAGUAAUUGUUGUUAGUUGCUGUCUCGAUAGUGACCCUACGCACAACAGAAUGAAACACUGUGCCAUCCUUACAGUCAUUGUUGUGCUUGAGCCCAUUGUUGCAGCCGCCUUGUCAAUAACAACAACAACAAAAAAAAUUAAUUAGGCAGUAUGAAAUUGUGAGAAGGAUUUGACUUACUGGGCUAAAUUUACUACACUUUGCUAGGGGUGUAUUGUCCUUCUCUCCUCCUUCUUUUAUGCGAGAACUUUGUUGCCUUUUCCUGUGUCUCCAUAAGAUAAAUGAACUAAUUUAAAAUAUUCUCCAUGCUUCAUCUGUCCACUCCGCAAGCUGUCAACAGGCUUGGGUUGGGAGCUUGCGCACCAGCAGGCUUCAGCCUGGACUACGGUGCUUUUGAAAAAAGAAUGUCAUUUCCAUACCAGCUGGAAACUCCUUUGCAAGUGUGCCUUCACAUUCUUGCAGGAUUGGGUAAGAAAGUCGAUACUUUGUCCAGCUUUCUAAAGCACAUUUGCCUGAAAAAUCAUUACUUUCUUUUUUUAAUUGAAAAGGUAGGGGAAGAUUUUCAAGAAUUGAUGAGAGAGAACGUUUUGACAUGGAGUUAAAAACCAAAGGAGUAAGAAAAAUGACAAAUACUGGAGCUACUAAAAUGUAGAAUUAAAUGGAAAAAGCUAUCCAUUUCUCUUCUAGAUACAUCAUGUUUCUAAUUUUGGGUAUUUUAAUAUAUUUUUGCCACAUGUCUCUUUGCCUAAUUUUUUUUUUAUUGUGACAAAUAUAUAUAACAAAACAUUUGCCGUUUCAACACAUUCGUCACAUAUACGGCUCAGUGAUGUUUGUUACAUUCGUCAUGUUGUACAACCAUCACCCUUAUCUGAUCUCAAAAUUUAAAUGUAUUUUAGGGGUUGAAUAGUUUUAAAAACAAGAUCAUGAAAUCUUCACGGGUUUAUUAUUUUUUUUAUAGUCGCUGGAAUUCAUCUUAUCUUCCUCCAUAGUACAUUUAAGGGAUAUAUUCUGUCAGAGCAUCAGAGUAGCACACAACUUUAAGGCAUUUUCAGUCUUUUUUGUAGCAGGGUCGAGUUCUUCUCUGUAUUUACUCAGUGGUAUUUGUGGAGGAGGCAAAGCAAAAGAAGUGAUAAGUUGGAAAGUGCCUUUACAAUCUCUGAGAUUGUACAGACAGGCUCCUUUAGGAUUUUCCGAAAUUUUUUAUACUUAAUAUAUUUUAAUGAGUCUUUGGGGGAAGUCAUAACUUCACCCCACUGCUUAUUGCGGCUGCCUGCUUACAUUACCCAAUACUCUUGUGAGGUAUAAUAUUAAAAUCAGCUCUGGUUAAAAGUGGAUUUUGGCUUUUAGCCUAACACUGAGCAAAUAACCUUUCCAGUCCAAGUUAAAUGUUCCCAUAAGCUCCUUAAAACCAAAUUUUUCUUGUUAAAAAAAGUCACUGAAUCUAAUUCCUGAAGGGUAGGGUUGUGGAAGCCAUUUAAAUUAGACUUAAAAACAAAUCCUUCCUACAUUUUGCUGGCUUGGCCUUUCUUUUGCUAAGGUUGGUUGGGUACUUCUUGGCCAGGUUUGGAGUAAGAGGUCUGAGUUCCCUCAAGGGAGUGUUAGGGCUCAUCAGAUGGGCGUGGGUCCUGAGCUUGAAUUGAGACUUCAAGCAGAAUGCAGUGCCUGCCUACCCACUGCUACUAAGCCUUGCAGAAUCUCUCUCAAGCCACAUCUUUGUGCUUGAUUGUGACCCAUUUGCUGUCCAGAACUCUGAACCACCAGCCCUCCCAGUUCCCUUUAGCACAAGGCCAUGCUUUCUAUGGUUUUCAUAGUCGGUCAGCCCUAAGUUAGAUGAAAGUUUGAUAGAUGCACUUAUAACCUCAUCAGAGCUUUCUGUUGGAACUUGACAAGCAGCUUCUCUCUCCUAAAUAUUUUCACAGACAGCCUUUAAAAUAACAUUUACCUCUUCCAGGACCACUUUUGCUAGUGGCAUGUAGUAGCUAUAUUUUAUUUGAAAACAUCAUUUGGGGUUUUAUAGGAAAAAAAAAAAUUAUCUCCACAGCUUGUUAUCAGUAGGGAGGAUAGGCAUUCUUGGAUGGAUGAAAGGUUUAUUGGUGGAAAGAUUCAAGAAGCUAUUUUGUGAUAAAGGAUUUCUUUGCAUUUUUUUCCUGUAGUCAAGUAAAUUGCUUAUGGGUUCUUGCUAAGAAAAAUAAUCCCACUGGUGCUACUUUUAAUUUGACCAGGUUUGGAAUGUUUUCAGAAGGGUUAAGCUUCCUUUGCAUUAGUGUCUGUCGUGGUCAAAUGAAGGAAUGGCUUUGGAACGGUCUAGAUUUUUUUUAUGAUGCAUUCUCUGACCUUCCCAUAUGAGGUUCAGUACAGUGGGCCAAGGCAAGGCAAUAGCACCAUUUCUACUUGACUUUUAGAGGUUUAGUGUAUCCCAUCUCCUACCCUAGGCCUCAGACAGAUAUACCACUCAUGUUAGAAGAGUUAGUGUUUCCUAUGAGUCUACUCACUGCUAUCAUAUAACAGGGACCACCCUGGGAGAUUAUGGAGCUGCGGCAUGACCCAUCCCUGAUGACAAUGACUUGUGUGACUUUAGGCAAGUCAUUCCCCCUCCUAGCCUGAGAGUCCUUGCUCAUUAGGUGAUCUUAAAGGUUUCCUCUCUUCUAAAAUUCUGUGCUAUCUGAAAGAGGAAAGGGGAAAGUAUUAGAAAAACAUGGUAUGAGUUGUAUGGAGAGGGAGUAGACCAGCUGACUAAUAGUUCAGGGUAGGUUUUUGGGUUUCCAGAGUGUGAGUCCAGUUUUCUAGGGUUGUUCAGUAGUUGGCCAUAGUUCUGAAAUGUUUGGUUUGAUUAACCCUGCCAAUAUGCUAAGUGCCAAAACCAAACCAAACCCGUUGCCAUCAAGUCAAUUAUGACUCACAGUGAUAAGUAAUCAAAACUACCUUCUGACUGUUAUUUGAAAGCAUGGGUGUAACCAGAAAAGCGGCACUGCAGGUUCCUUCAUGGAGCUCCAAGUUCACUCUGUUCUGAGAAGGUUCAGAUCCAGAGGUCCCCACUGGUGUGUCCGAUGCGCCCUGAGGUCAGUCUUAACAACAGGCACACACCAAAAUGUCAUCCACCACCAUGAUUUCUCAUCUGAGGCUACUGAGAGUUAUACUUUAUCUGCAAGAGACAGAGUUGAUAGUACCUUCUUGUCUGGUUCAUUAGGUAAGUUAUCUGAACAAGUGAAAAUAGUCCCGGUAGGGCAUAGAAGCAUUUUAUGAGUAGGUGGGUCAAGUUGUGGUAAGACCUUCGUAAAACCUAAACCCUGGGGGGAAGGGAAUGACCCUCAACUGCUCGAGCCUCUAUUUUUAAUCUGAUCCUCUGCUGAGUUCCUGAAUAUUUCACCUGAACCGGAGCAGGUGACUCUUUCUUUUCCUGGAGGCUCUGAGAUGGGUUUUCAUAGGAACUUUCAGUUUUACACUGUCACAGGAAUGGCUUUAGCCCAAUCCAAGUCCAAAGUAAAAGUCUGAAAUCACUCGAGAGAGAUGUGAGAAACCUGCAUAACACUUGGGCAAAUGUCACACAAGUCUUGUAAUAGAAUAAUUUCUCCACGUUACUAAUAUAGAUUUUUUUUAAAAACUAAAACACUUUAGUUAAAAUCAUUAAAAAAAAUUUUUUUUCACCUAGAAAAAGGCAGUAUAGGAUGUAUAGAUGCUCCCUAUACUAUAAGAAGGAUCUUUUAGCCCAGAUAACUAGUUCCAUAUGUGUGUGUAUAUAUAUAUACAUUUUUUUAAUGAGACAUACAUGCAUACACACAUACACACACACACAAAACUAGACAUCUGGGCCAAAAGAUCCUUCUUACAGCAUAGAAAGCAUCUGUACUCAACAGGAGGAAAAAACAGCUGCAAACAGCCAUUAGUAAUUGAAGCUUGGAAUGUAUGAAGUAUGAAUCUAGCAAAAUUGGAAGUUGUCAAAAAUGAAAUGCAACGCUUGAAGAUCGAUAUCAUAGACAUUAGUGAGAUGAAAUGAACUGGUAUUGGCUAUUUUGAAUCGAACAAUCUUGUGGGCUGCUAUGCUGGGGGUGACAAAUUGAAAAAGAGUGGCAUCACAUUCAUUGUCAAAAAGAAUAUUUCAAAAUCUAUCCUGAAGUAUGAUGCUGUCCGUCAGUAAUAGGGUAAUAUCCAUACGCCGACAAGGAAUACCAGUUAAUACAACUGUUAUUCAGAUUUUUGCACCAACCACUAAAUGCCAAAGAUAAAGAAAUUGAAGAUUUUUACCAACUUCUGUAGCCUGAGAUUAAUCAAACAUGAGAUCAAGAUGCAUUGAUAAUUAUUAGUGAUUGAAUUGCACAAGUUGGAAACAAAGAAGAAGAAUUGGUAGUUGGAAAACAUGGCCUUGGUGAUAGAAAUGAUGCCAGAGAUUGCAUGAUUCAAUUUUGCAAGAACGACGACUUAUUCAUUGGAAAUACCUUUUUUCAGCAACAUAAGUGGUAACCUUACAUGUAGACCUCACCAGAUGGAAUACACAGGAAUCAAAUCAACUACAUCUGUGGAAAGAGAUGAUGGACAAGUUCAAUAUCAUCUGUCAGAACAAGGCCAGGGGCCGGCUGUGGAACACACUGUCAGUUGCUCAUAUACAAGUUCAGGUUGAAGCUGAAGAAAAUUAAGACAAGUCCAUGAGAGCUGAAGUAUAACUGUUUUAGGCUAGGUUCUCUAGAGAAGCAAAACCAGUAAAGUGUAUAUAGAUAGAUAGAGAGAUAGAGAGAUUCAGAGAGAGAGAGAGAGAGAGAGAUUCAGAGAGAGAGAUUUGUAUCAAGGAAAUGCUCACACGGUUAUAGAGGCCAGAAUGUCCCAAGUCUAUGGGUCAGGAUGGCGGCUUCUCCUGAUUCAUGUAGCCACAGGGGCUGGCGAACCCAAGAUAACAUGUCAGAGAGCAGAGUUCUUGCUCACAGGCUGCGAAGAUCAAUGAAUCCCAAAGAUUAGCAGGCAAGACUGCAGGUAAGCUGCUAGUUCAAGUCCGAAGAACCGUAGGUCAGAUGAACAGGCGCGAGCUACAAGAUCCAGUGCGACAAAAAGCCUUGCUAGAAUAUCCACUUUUAUUUGAUGCAGGCCACAAACCUGAGGAAACUCCCUUUCAAUUUAUUGGUUAUUCACAGCAGAUUCCAUCAUGGAGGGGAGACAUCAAACCUCAACAUAGAAGUGAGCACAACAUUAUACGAUAACCAAAACACUGAGUGAGAAUCAUGGCCCAGCCAAGUUGACACACAGUCUUAACCCUCAUAACAACCUUAAGUAUAUCCCACCUGAAUUUAGAGACCAUCUCAAGAAUAAAUGUGACACAUUGAAUACAAAUGACCAAAGACCAGAUGAGUUGUGGGACGACGUCAAAGACUUCAUGCAUGAAGAAAGCUAAAGGUCAUUAAAAAGAUGGGAAAUGAAAGAAAAGGCCAAAAUGGAUGUUAGAAGAGACUCUAAAACUUGCUCUUGAAUGUUGAGUUGCUAAAGUGAAUGGAAGAAUGAUGAAGUAAAAGAGCCGAACAGAAGAUUUGAAAGGGCAGCUCAGGAAGACACAGUAAAGUAUUAUAACGAAAUGUGCAAAGACCUGGAGUUAAAAAACCAAAAGCAAAGAACACGCCCAGAAUUUCUCAAGCUGAAAGAACUGAAGAAGAAAUUCAAGCUUUGAGUUACAAUGUUAGAACUGAUUAUUAAUGGAUGUUUGCGGCUGUUUCAUCUCAUUUUGAGUUGUGCCACGUAAGGAAGUGAAGGUCCCGAAAGCUUGAUUCCAUUCACGUCAUUAAGGUCGACUCUACUCUGAGGAGGCAGCUAUUUCCCAGUUGUCUUUUGAGUGCCUUCCAACCUGAGGGGCUCAUCGAUAUCAGACAAUGUUCUGCUGCUGUUCAUAAGAUUUUCACUGAUCCAUUUUUUUUUUUGAAAUAGAUUGCCAGGUCCUUCUCCCUAGUCUGUCUUAGUUUGGAAACUCCGCUGAAACCUGUCUACCAUGGGCGACCCUGCUAGUAUUUGAAAUACUGGUGGCAUAGCUUACAGCAUCACAGCAACAUGCAAGCCCCCACAGUAUGGCAAGCUGAAAGACUAGCAGUACAGUUUACACUAUAAACCAAAACACCAAACCCAUUGCCGUUGAGUCGAUUCCGACUCAUAGCAACCCUAUACAACCCUAAAACUUGAGGAACUCCUCUCUCACAGAGUAAUGAAGCGACUAUAUAUAUAUACACACAUAAAACAGCAGAGAAACAGAGGAGUCUGAAUUUCAGGAUGGGAUGGAUUAUCUCCAUCUUUAAAAAAGUUAUAUACGUGAUAGAAGACCACACUUCAGUUUUGUGAUUGCCAGUGAGGCAUAAUAUAAGCAGUAAACAUUUCUCAGAGUAGGAACAUACUCCUUCACACAUCUGCUUCGGUAAUUCCCUGUUCUGUUGGAAAAGAUCUCACAGACAUGGAAUUUUUAAACAUCGAGAAAAUUCCAUUAAGAAAUAGAGGGAAAAUGAAAAACUCAUUUUAAAAGCCUUGCCAAGAAUAAGUAAUAUGUGGUUUAGCACAUGAAAAAUAGUUAACUUUUGAUCGAAAUGAGCUUUUCGAAGAAGUUACUGGUUUUUUCCUUAGGCUUAAGUGCUUUGCUAAUACCUGUGUGGAGUUGGUCAGCCAAUUUUUCAUGACAGAAAGAAAAUCAUAUAUAAUUGGAUAAUAUGUAGUUAUUUUCAUGAAGAAAAUCCACGUUUGGAAUCACCUCUUACUCUUCUCUUGCACCCUACUUUCUUUUUAUGACCUGUUCAUAGCUGGCUAGAGAGAGCAAAACAGAGGAAGGCAUCUGAUGUCUUUGGUUCCCUGUGGGAGUAAAUUUGUUGGUUAGUUCAUAUGAUUUUAGUGUUAUGAAGGUGGGGAGCUCUAAAGAUUUUGCUUACGCCCCACCCUUUUUUAUUAUUACUGUAAAAACAAUAAAACAACAUCAAAAAAAGUAAAAGAGAAGCCUGGUAUUCCACUGAUCUAAACAUUCUGGUUUUCAUUUUUGCUUAUUCAUUGUUGCUUACUCACUGUAUUCAUAUUAAUUUAUAUCCCAAACGGGAAACCCUGGUGGCAUAACAGUUAAGUGCUACAGCUGCUAACCAAAAAGUUGGAGGUUUGAAUCUACCAGGCACUCCUUGGAAACUCUUUGGGGCAGUUCUACUCUGUCCUAUAGGGUCACUAUGAGUCGGAAUCGACUCGAUGCAAUGUUUGUUUUUUUAAAUAUCCCAAACAUCCUGCUUUGCUUAAAUUUUAGAUAUUUUUUAUUAUUCUGCGUCAGGGGUUCUUACAUAUGGAACCUUUUUGCAAUUUUUGCUUAAGGCUAUGAAACUCUAAUCAGAAUAAUGUUUAUUAAAUACUUAAAAUAGCAUACACAGGAUUACAAAGGAGACAAUAUUGCAGUAGACUUAACAAAAUAAAAAGCAGUAUGUGAUAUAACAAUAUGUGUUUUUCCAUCAGUAUCAUUAAAUAAUGUAUUAUAAUGAAACCUGGAGUUUGAAAACCAAAAAGAGAAGAACACGCUUGGCAUUUCUCAAGCUGAAAGAACCAAAGAAAAAAUUCAAGCCUUGAGUUGCAAUAUUGAAGAAUUCUACAGGGAAAAACUAAAUGAUGCAGGAAGCAUAAAAAGAAGGUGGAAGGAAUGUAGAGUCACUGCACUAAAAAGAUUCGGUUGACAUUCAGCCAUUUCAGGAGGUAGCAUAUGAUCAGAACCGAUGGGUGCUGAAGGAAGAAGUUCAAGCUGCACUGAAGGCGUUGGCAGUGCAACACUGGAAGUGCUCACUCAUCUAUGCCAAGAAACUUGGAAGAUAGCUAUCUGGCCAACCGACUGGAAGGGACCCAUGUUUGUGCCCAUUCCAAAGAAAGGUAACCCAACAGAGUGCAAAAAUUUUUGAGCAAUAUCGUUACUAUCACACACAAGUAAAAUUCUGCUGAAGAUCAUUCAAAAGCUGUUGGAGGAGUACAUUGACAGGGAACUGCCAGAAAUUCAAGCUAGUUUCAGAAGAGGAUGGGAAAUGAGGGGGAUAUCAUUGCUGAUGUCAAAUGGAUAUUGGCUGAAAGCAGAGAAUACCAGAAAGAUGUUUACCUGUGUUUUAUGACCACGAAGAGGCAGUUGACUGUGUGGAUCAUAACAAAUUAUGGAUAACAUUGUGAAGAAUGGAAAUUCCAGAACAUUUAAUCGUGCUCAUGCAAAACCUGUACGUAGACCAGGAGGCAGUCAUUCGAAGAGAACGAAGGGAUACUGAAUGGUUUAAAAUCAGGAAAUGUGUAUGUAGGGUUGUAUCCUUUUACCAUACCUAUUCAAUCUGUAUGCUGAGCAAAUAAUCUGAGAAGCUGGACUAUAUGAAGAAGAAUGGGGCAUAAGGAUUGGAGGGAGACUCAUUAACAUCCUUCUGUAUGCAGAUGACACAGCCUUACUUGCAGAAGGUGAAGACAACUUGAGGCACUUACUGAUGAAAAUCAAAGACCACAGCCUGCAGUAUGCAUUAUACCUCAACAUAAAACAAAAAUCUACACAGCUGGACCAUUAAGCAACAUCAUGAUAAAAGGAGAAAAGUCUGACAUUGUCAAGGAUUUCAUUUUACUUGGAUCCACAAUCAACCUCCAUGGAAGCAGUAGUCAAGAAAUCAAGUAACACAUUGCAUCGGGCAAGUUGCUCCAAAAGCCCUCUUUAAAUUAUUAAAAUGCAAAGAUGUCACUUUGAAGACUAAGGUGCUCUUGACCCAAGCCAUGAUAUUUUCAGUCAAUGAAUAAGGAAGACUGAAAAAGAAUUGAUGCCUUUGAAUUAUGGUGUUGGCAAAGAAUAUUGAAUAUGCCGUGGACUACCAAGAGAAUGAACAAAUCUGUCUUGGAAGAAGUACAGCUAGAAUGCUCCUUAGAAGCAAUACUUUGUGUCACGUACUUUGGGUGUGUUAUCAGAAGGGACCAGUCCCUGGAGAAGGACAUCAUGCUUGGUAAAGUAGAGGGUCAGUGAAAAAGAGAAAGACCCUCAGUGACAUGGCUUGACACAGUGGCUACAACAAUGGGCUCAAACAUAGCAAUGAUUGUGAGCAUGGCACCAGACUGGGCAGUGUUUCGUUCUAUCUUACAUGAGGUUGCUUUGAGUCAGAACCAACUCUGCAGACCUAACAGCAACGACAUUAAAUAAUAUGAUGUGGCAGAUCUAUGGGUACAUAAUCUUUAAGUCGUUCUGAGUAUGCAUAUUUUGAAAGCAUCUGUGGGUCUGAAGGUGGAGGUGGAGGGGAGGGAAGUUGAGGAAGCUCAAGCUUGAUGGUCCCUAUUUUCUAGGUAAACUAAGAGACUCAGUUGACUUUAGAAUGUGAGGGUUUGGGGAUAGGGCCGAAGAUAUUUGGAACAGAUUUACUGAUGGUUAGUUGUUAGUUGAGAGGCCUGGUGGUGCGGUACUUAAGCGGUUGGCUUAAGGUCGGUGGUUCAAAACUACCAGUGUUCCUUUUGAGAAAGUUGUGGCAGUCUGCUUCCAUAGAGAUUACAAUCUUGGAAACCCUAUAGGGCAGUUCUAUUCUGUCCUAUAAGAUUGCUAUGAGUCAGAAUCAACUUGAUGGCAGUGGUCGGUGGGUGGAGUUGUUAGUUACUGUCAAGUUGGUUUUGACUCAUGGUGACUCCCUGUACAACAGAAUGAAACAUUUGGUCCUGCUCCACCUUCAGGAUUGUUGUUAAUGCUGGAGUCUGUUGUUGCAGCCAUUAUGUACUUUUAGUGUCUUUCAGCCUAUGGUGCUCAUCUUCCAGCAGUAUAUGGGACAGUAUUCCAUUGUAAUUAUAAAGUUUUCAUUGACUAAUUUUUGGAGGUAGAUUGCCAGGCCUUUCUUCCUAGUCUGUCUUAGUCUGGAAGCUCUGCUGAAACCUGUCCAACAUGGGUGACUCUGACGGUAUUUGAAAUCCUGGUGUCAUAACUCCCAGCAUCCUUGGGCACACAAGUUACCAUAGUACAAGUGAUAGACUGGUGGUGGUACUGAGUGAUAAGAACAGUGUUAUUUUAGUUCUUACUAUGCCUCAGAUACUGUGUUAGACCUCUUAAAUAUAUUAUUUAAUCCUGAGGACAGCCUCACGAAGGGUACUUGCUGUUGUCUUUACUUGACUGAUGAAGCAACUGAGCUGAGAAGUUACACAUGGUUCUCAAUCACAAACAGAUCAUUGAGAAAAGAUUGACCAUUCUCUAGCCCUCAAAGGAAGACCACCUAAAUCACACAGGCAAUAUCCUGAUUCCUGAUGCAGUGGAAGGCCACAGUGGUGACAGAGUUAUGAUUCAGUCCCAAACCUUUGACCAGAGUCUGUUUUACUGCCCCAUCUCUUCCCUAAACCAGGAAAGGUAAAAAGAAUUUCUGUGUGGCCCUGAGAGCCAUUUGAGAUUGGAAACCCCCAAUUUGUUUUAACUAGAACACAAAUCUCCAGACCCACUUGUAGAUGAUUAUUUUUCUCCUGUGGCAUCUUAGAAGCCCGAGCAGAGGCAGGCAGUGGUUAGGGGCUGCAGGGGAGGGACUGGGCUCUGGACUGCAUGUCUGUUUUCAUGUAGGAGAGACCAUACCCUGAACAGUCUUCUCAAGGGGGCAGUUGUAUCUGCUGGCCUUGUUCUUCCUCUAUGAGGUCACCCUGGACAUGUCCACACCGCAUUGACUUGAUAGUUUCUCAUCCACUUCCUUAGUUUUAUUUCGAGCCGCGAUGCCAGGGUGUGUAAAUUUGAGCAUAAAUUUUCUCAGUGUGGUCUGCUGCUGGCCCAAUUGAAAGCCAAGAUGCAGAGGGGCUGGGGUAAGUCGCAGACAGAACAAUUCAUGGGUAACAGUUUCUUAUAGGGGUCAUAUGUACUCAGGGGCCCUAGGACAGCUUCUGGUUGUGGGGGGGCAGGAAGAACUCCCCUAGCCCAGCAGCCUGUGUAGCUCUUGAAGAAAAACUGAAAAACUGCUCAUGUAGUUGAGUGUGUGCAUCAGGGGCAUCUGCAAAGGGUCAUUUCAACUGUUAAAAACGCCUGUGGGACGUUGGGCAAGAGAUAGGUGCUUGAGACCUGUCUCUCGGGGCAGGCUUCUUCAUUGCGGAUCAGUGAAUGGGAUGUGCCUUUCCAGGUGCAUCCCAGGUCUCCCGGUAAAUGUAGCUUCAACAGAUACACGGGAAACAGUUCAUCUCAUUAAGGGGAUUUGAGAACCCAUACGUACCGCUCUGAGAACAAACUGAACAAAACUGUGCAACCUUUCAUGUUGCUGGUCAUUUGCUCUGUCUCAGAACGAGUAUUGUGGAGGAUAAUUAGUUCUUAUCUUUGAUAGAAUCUGUUUUUGUUGAGUAUCUUUAGACCUUCAGGCUUCCGGCCACAAAUAAGUAGAAAACAUGUCGUAGUCCUUGCUUUGAUAAUGCCAAUAGCAAGUCAUAUCUGAUAUUCAUAAUAGAGUUUUUUUGUUUUUUUGUUUUUUUUUUUGGUUUGCCCUUGGAACAGGAGAAAGCAUGUAAGCCAGCCUUCCUAGAUUGUGUCAAAUAAGAAAAUUGUGCAUCUUUGUUAACUUAACUACUGUGAUUGAAAUGAUUGAAAUAUUAUGGUUUCCAGAAUUAAUUCAGAAAGAUCAAAAAGUAGGCAGUUAGGUAGAGUGUAGAAGUCCUCCUAAGUUAUACAUAACUUAAUCAGUUGAGGUGGGUUGUUACAGGGAGGGAAGCACACAUCAGUGGCUCUGGCAAGACAGAGCGCCUUUAUUUUUGUGGUGAAGUAAAUAAUUCAGUAGUCCUAGUUUCAACUAACAAAUGCUUUAUUCCAGGAGAGUAGGAAUCUCUGUUUGAUCUCUGGAAACAAUUUCAUGUAAUGAAAUUUCCUCUAGGAAACAGUUGCAAUUUAACGUUAACAUGCAAAGAAAUGAAAAUGCAAAUACAAAAGUACUUAGGGAAUGCCUGUUUCGUGGUGUAGGAGGCUUUCUUUCCCCACCCAUCAGCCAAAAGAUGUUUGUUGUUGUUAGGUGUCGUCGAGCCAUUUCCGACUCACAGUGACCAUAUGUACAACAGAGUGAAACGCUGCCCUGUCCUGCGAGGCUCAGGAUUGUUGUUACGCUUGAGCCCAUUGUUGCAGCCACUGUGUCAAUCCAUGUCGUUGAAAGUCUUCCUCUUUUUUGCUGACCCUCUACUUCACCGAGCACUAUGUCCUUCUCCAGGGACUGAUCCCUCCUGAUAACAUGUCCAAAGUGUGUGAGACAAGUCUCAUCAUCCUUGCUUCUAAGGAACAUUCUGGCUGUUUAGUGACACUUCAUAAGCCCUUGGAAUAAGGUUUGUCCUAAAGGUCUCUAUGCGCUGUAAUUGUAUGUCCUCUCUGCCCUUUUAAUUUGAAAUAAACUUGAAAUGAAGGACGGAGCCCAGCCCGGCUGUGAGAGAAGUAGAAACGAUGUGAUUGAUUUUCUCGACAUAGAUAACGUUGCCUAUUUUGGGGUUCAGCAAAUGCUGCUCUAUCCUAUCAGUGAAAUACUGCUUUCAACAUGAGCUUGUGAUGUCACCUUUAAUAUUUCAUUUAUUUGCAAAUGCUUCUUUUGUGUUUAGAUAUUCUGCGCAGUUCAGGUGGGCCAUGCAGGGGCCGGGAGGCCAUGUUCUGUUCCCACUGAGAGGGGCCUGGGAAGGAAUGGCCGAAAGUGGUCAGAGCCGGUCCGUGUCACCCACAGCCUCCUGGGCCCUUCACUCUGUUGGCUCAGGCGAUGCUGUUCCUGUGAUUUGCUUCCAUGCCUACGCUGAGCUGGAAUUUGCAACCAGGUCUGCCUGACUUUGCAGUCCCUGCUUCUCACUGCUGGGAACCAUGCCAAGCAGGGACACUGGAGGAGGGUGGUGUUUGUUCAGAAGACUUCCCAGGUUGUUGGCUGGUGCCCUGUGCCGGGUGCCUCUGGUACAAAGACAAAUAGAAUUUGUCCAGCCCCAAGGGAGCAGCAGAUGGACAAGCAAAGAGUCGCACAUGGCCAGCAGGUACUCCUAGCCAACGGUUGUGCUGAUGUUCUAGCUGGGAUGAUUAUGAAGUUUUAUUUGCUGCUUGGUUGCUGGAGACUUUUUAGGCCACUCAGAACUUGUAAUACAACCAUAGUCCUACUUUCCAGCCAAAAAUUGGCUGCUACUACUAAGCCAUCCCACCACUCAUCUGUCAGUUUGCUGUACUGUGGUGGCUUCCUUGUUGCUGUGAUGCCAGAAACUAUGCCUCAGUAUUUCAGGUACCCACAGGGCCAUCCAUGGUGGACAGUUUUCAGCAAAGCUACCAGACUAAGAUGGACUAGGAAGAAAAGCCUGGUCAUCUCCUUCCAGAAAUGAGCCAGUGAAAACCUUAUGGAUCACAGCAAAACAUUGUCUGACCUGCUUGCUUUGGGCACGUCACUGGGAGGAGGACGUUGUGUUUGGCAAGAUGGAGUGCCAAUAUAGGUGUGGGGGACCCUCAAUGAGAUGGAGUAGCACAGUAGCUUUGGUGCUGGACUUGAACAUGUUGGUGAUUGUUGGGGUGGUGCAGUACUGGGUAGCAUUUGUUCUGUCGUGCAUGGGUUGCUAUGAGUCAAAGUCGACUCAACGGCAGCUCACAACGCCUUUGUCAUCAUCAGUCUCUUACCCUGGCAAGUGUCAUGGAUUGAAUUGUGUCCCCCCAACAUAUCUGUCAACUUGCCUAGGCCAUGAUCCCCCGUACUGUGUGAUUGUCCGCCAUUUUGUCCUCUGAUGUGAUUUUCUUGUGUGUUGUAAAUCCUGUCUCUGUGAUGUUGAUGAGGUAGGAUUAUCAACAGCUAUAUUAAUGAGGCAGGGUUCAAUCUACAAGACUAGGUCAUGUUUUAAGCCAAUCUCUUUUGAGAUACAAAAGAGAGAAGUGAACAGAAAGACAUGGGAUCCUCAUACCACCAAGAAAGCAGUGCCAGGAGCAGCAUGUGUCCUUCGGACCUGAGGUUCCUGCAUGGAGAAACUCCUAGACCAAAGGAAGAUUGAUAACAAGGACUUUUCUCCAGAACUAACAGAGAGAGAAAGCCUUCCUGUAGAGCUGGUGCUAUGAAUUUGGACGUCUAGCCUCCUAGACUGUGAGAGAAUAAAUUUCUCUUUGUUAAAGCCAUCCACUUGUGGUAUUUCUGUUACAGCACCACUAGGUAACCAAGACAGCAAGUUAAAGUGAAGUUGGUGCCAGGUGCAGUGUGAGAUCCCUGAGGUCCCACCUUGCAACCUGCCACCCCUUGGCAGUGCUCAUGCUUAACUCUCUCUUGCCUGGGGUUUUUCUACCUCUGAGCUUUGGCUCAUAUUGUUAACAUCCAUCUAGGAUGUCUUCCCACCCCAUGUGCAAUGGCUGAAGCCUACUCAUCUCUCACAGCAUGAUCCAAGUCCACCCCUCUCAUCCUCUCACUGGCUUGCCUGGUCCUUUUAAAGCCUCACCGGGAAUUUUUGCAAGCUUUUGCAGCCUUGAAAUGCCCCUCCUAUAGGAGUCUUUGCCAAUGCGCAGGCAUGUCCAUGACCAUCCCCAGUGCAGCAUCUGACCUGCCACAGAAGAGCUGCAUGUAGCUUCUGAAAUCCAACAGAUUCAUUACAGGGACCUUCUAACUCUUGGGGAGAUCAAUUGUUGCUUUGGAAAUUCUACUGGCAUAGUGGUUAAGUGUUAAAGCAGCUAACCAAAAGGUUGGCAGUUCGAAUCCACCAGGCGCUCCUUGAAACCCUAUGGGGCAGUUCUACUCUGUCCUAUAGGGUCGUUUUGAGUUGGAAUUGACUUGAUGGCAACGGGUUUAGUUCUUUUUUUUUUUUUUUAACUGCACACAAUCAGCGUUCUCUGGUUACAUGUAGCUUAAAAAAGUGCUCCUAGAAGGAUCCGUAUUUGGUAAACUCUCUGUGGUAUAUCUGUUUGUUGGUCCAAAAUAAAAAAGAGUGUGGCUGGGCUGUUGACAUUGUUUCAGAAAUCAUUUGUGUCAGUUUGUGUCUGAACUGCUGUGCCUUUCUCAGUUCUAGAAUCCUAUCAUAAUUCUUUAACAUUUUCUCAGUGCCAACAAUGAGUGCAUAGCCUUGUUUUGAGUAAGUAUAGCCAUGUAUCUGAUCCCCAGCCCCCUGCCCAUUUUUCUAGCUCCACCUCUUGGCCUGGCUGAGCUCAUCCUGGGUGCUCUCCCCUUUAGCCUGAUACUAGACUCUGUUUUGUUGGGCAAAUCUCACCAAAUGAAAAGCACAGAGAUAAAUGGCUUCUGAUGCAUAUCAUAAAUAAGUAUUUAAUUCCACACCCUCAGAAUCAUGAGCCAUUUAUUUUAAUGCUCUAACCUUGAAGUGUAGAAAUAACACCCAUUUAUUUAUUUUCAGUGAGAUCUUAUCUUAGGAGCUCUUGUACAAAUACACAGAAUUGUGUUUUACCGUUUAAUUUCAUGAUGUCUCUUCUAUUUGUAAUGCCCUUAGACAGCUGACAUCAGAAUAGUUCUGCAUGGAGGGAGACUGCAUAUUAAUUGCUGCCUCUCACAAAUGCAGCCUGAACCCUGAGGUGCCCGUCCAGCGAGGACCUCGCUUGUCAGCGUCCCCCUUUUCCUUACUUCCCUAGCCACUCCUUAGCUCUCUGGGUAAAAUGAUCUCUCUAGGAUUAAUCACUGAGCCCUGGUGUUGCAGUGUUUCUGGGCUGCCAACCAAAAGGUUGGCAGUUUGAAUCCACCAGGUGCUCCUUGGAAACACUAUGGGGCAGUUCUGCUCUGUUCUAUAAGGUUGCUAUGAGUUGGAAUUGACUCAGUGGCAAUGGGUUUGGUGUUCUUUUUGGUUUCUGCUUGCACUGAGUUUCAGGCUUGUGAAGGCAGGGUGG